ACGCAUUCGGAGCCGAUCCCUCUCUCGCCCCCUCCAUUUUGCUCCCUAAAUUUGGACGUUGCAGUGACUCUUUCUCGUGGCACCGAGCGGUACCCGACUCCCAUUCCGAUCUGCUCCUCCGUCCCCUGAGCUUUGCAGAUUAAAAGAGUAGUGAUGUUUCAGCAGUCAAGCAGUCGAAACUCGCAAAAUAGAGGGUCUAAACUCAAGCGACUACUUCAGAUGACCUUGCUUUUGUCUGUUGUUGUGUGGUUGGUCAACCAUAUCAACAAGAAUGAAUAUGCUGGAGGUGAUCAGAUCAAUCUUUACCAGGAAGAUGAUGUAGAUUUUGGUCGGAAAGGGAAAGCAGGGUCUGAGAAUGUGAUCAUCAUAGAAGACCAGGGAACCAACUUUGAUGAAACUCCUGAAACAAGUGAAGCUGGAGAUCAGGCUGAUUCUUCUGACCAGCACACUGAAGACAAGAAUAAUGAAUCCUCUAAUAAAGAACAAGGUAAAUCUGUAGAAGUUAUCUCAAAUAUGAGCCAAACAGAAACCCAAGAAGAGCGGCUCGGCGAUAAGGAUGAAAAUAUUGAUUCGAUUACCAAUAGCAGAGACUCAGCAGUAAGCACUGACAUGAGUGCUGACAAAGAGGACAUGUUACAGCUUCCUAGUGAAAGGAGCAGCAAAAAUGUAUUGGAUCAAAAUGAUGGGGAAAAUAUAGAACAGAUCCCCGUUCAACAGAAUAAGCCAGCUACACAGGAUCAAGCAAAACAUGAUACUGGAGAAGCAAUAACUUCUGAUGAAGAGAGGACUUUGAACUCCAAGAAUGAAUUAAAAGGUGGUGAAAUAACCGAUGAAGUUGAAAAAGAAGCAACUGAAUCCCGUGGAGGGGUUAAAUUAGAGUCUGAAAGUAGCAGCAAAAAUAGCUUUGAAGUCGAAAAUGAAGCAAUUGAUUUGGAUGGAGGGGUUAAAUCCGAGACCGAAGGUAGCGGCGGCAAUAGUUUAGAAGAUACCACAAACACUGCAAAUUCAGAUGACGGCAGCCUAUCCCUCUCCAAAGAAGAAAAUGGGAUUUCGACUGAUGAUGUUUCUACUGAAAAGAACGCAUUCGAUUCUCAAGGAGAUAUUAGUUCUGAUGCUGAGACUUCCGGGCACCAUAGCCUGGAUACUGUAAGCUCUGAUGAAAAUACCGAGGGUGAAGCUGUCAAUCUACCCAGUUCCACGGAAGAAAAAGAGCCGAUGAUGCCAACCAAUAGCGAAGUUCCUAAAGGGGAAGCAGUUGAAUAUAAAGACGACAGUAAUUUGAAAUCUGAAGCAACUGGCGACAGUCCUUUGGUUGAGGAAACUAAUACAGAGUCAGAUGACAAGCUCACGGUGACAUCUGUAGUCGAUGACACAAAGGAUGUAGAAUUGCCAAAUAUUAAUGAGGCUUUGGAGAGGGAUGCAGUUGAAUCCUCCGGUGAUGAUGCUUCUGAUGCUGGCAGUAACAAUGCCAAAGAAGAAAAGAUGGAUUCAAGAUCUAGUGAGGAUGCACCAGAAUCAAAAGGAGAUGGCGCAUCCGACGCCCAAGAUACUGGCAGAAAUGAUGCCGAAGAAGAAAAGACGGAAUCAUGGUCUAAUGAGGAUGCACUAGAACCAAAAGGAGAUGACACAUCUGAGGUUCAAGUUGCUGGCAACAAAUCUAGUUUAGGAACGAGCUCUGAAACUAAGCCCACCGAAGAAGCCGAAAAUUCAUCUCACAACAUUGAAGGCAAUUCAGAAAUUCCCACAGAUGAGAUUGUAAAUGUAGCGGCAGCAGAAUCUCAAGGAAAUGAUUCCUCCAAGGGAGAAGAAAACACUAGCAACACUGUCUUUGAAGACACAACUGAAACAAAUCCCAAGGAAGAAACUACCUCUGGUUUGGGUAACGAGAACACAGAUUCAGAAAAGGAAGGUGGUAAAGAGUCGGAAUAAUCUUUCUCUGUGGUGGUUCCUCCAAAAGAUCUUGUUGAUCCUACGGGGUGCUCACUUACAUAUGUGAGCCGGGUGGAAAACAAGGUUAGUUAGAAAGCUAGGUAUAUUAGUUGAGAUAUGUGUGUCUGAAUCUGGCACUCUUUUGCUGCAGCUCCAGCAGCCAUUUGAGUGUGUUGCAUUUUCUCUUUCCCUCGCCUGUGCGGACACUUUCUUUUCAGCUACAUUCUUUCAUUGUUCAUAGUUAGUAAAAGGCCUCUAAAGAGGCACUGUUCCCACCUAAGAAAA
Musa acuminata AAA Group (dessert banana) is the source of this 2214-nucleotide messenger RNA. RefSeq lists its product as uncharacterized. The transcript has 2 exons. The record is from RefSeq and is a predicted model, not a curated record. Lineage: Eukaryota; Viridiplantae; Streptophyta; Magnoliopsida; Zingiberales; Musaceae. Bases 154 to 1929 code for a protein of 591 amino acids.